UACCAGCCGUGCUCGAUCCACUGCUGGAUGAACGUCUCCCUUACCCCUGCCGCCGCCGCCGCCGCCCAUCUCGAGCACCUUGCACGGCACACGCGAGGCGACUUUCCUCGCUCCCAUCGUCGUCGUCUCCUCUCGGCCGCUUCGCUGUCAUCGGCGAUGGCGCGGUUCGGUUGUUGGCGCGCGGUUAUCGUGUCGCGCGCAUCGAGAGUGUUAUCGAUAGAUCGAUGUUAAUGUGCCGUUCUGUUGAGGGACUACUGUUGUGUGGUGUUAUCGAUAAGAUCGAUGUUAUUGUAACGUUCUGUUGAGGGACUACUGCUGUUGUGUUAUCGAUAGAUGGACGUUAAUGUGCCGUUCUAUUGAGGGACUAUUGCUGUUGUGUUAUCGAUUGAUCAAUGUUAAUGUGCCGUUCUGUUGAGGGACUACUGCUGUGUGGCGUUAUCGAUAAGAUCGAUGUUAUUGUAACGUUCUGUUGAGGGACUACUGCUGUUGUGUUAUCGAUAGAUGGACGUUAAUGUGCCGUUCUAUUGAGGGACUAUUGCUGUUGUGUUAUCGAUUGAUCAAUGUUAAUGUGCCGUUCUGUUGAGGGACUACUGCUGUGUGGCGUUAUCGAUAAGAUCGAUGUUAUUGUAACGUUCUGUUGAGGGACUACUGUUGUAUGGUGUUAUCGAUGGAUCGAUGUUAAUGUGCCGUUCUAUUGAGGGACUACUGCUGUGUGGUGUUAUCGAUAGAUGGACGUUAAUGUGUCGUUCUAUUGAGGGACUAUUGCUGGUGUGUUAUCGAUUGAUCAAUGUUAAUGUGCCGUUCUAUUGAGGGACUACUGCUGUGUGGUGUUAUCGAUAGAUCGAUGUUAAUGUAACGUUCUGUUGAGGGACUUCUGCUGUGUUGUUAUCGAUAGAUCGAUGUUAAUGUGCCGUUCUAUUGAGGGACUACUACUGCUGUUGUUAUCGAUAGAUCGAUGUUAAUGUGCCGCUCUGUUGAGGGACUACUACUGCUGUGGUGUUAUCGUGGUGUGGUCAGGGAUUGUUUUGCUAUUUUCUGCCUCGCCUAAGCGCGAUAAAUCGGACUAAAUGUGUGUAUCGUGUAAGUUAUAUUUAGUGCCUUCCCUUUCAAGCAUUUUCUCACAUUUUUUGCACCCCAUAUCGUUUGCUUCAUAGCUCAUCGGAUUCCUCCAGUCUCUCUUAAAUAAAGAGCCCACCCCCUCUUUGUCAUUGGGGUCAUUGUUGAAUGCUUCACUAGUGACGAGGGUGCAUUCCGGAUUUUAGGGCUAGGCACAGACGAGACAAUGCCCUGUGAGGCUGGCGCAUAUCGCAAAUAACUCGACGCGGUAACAUUGAGUGGCCCUGAAUUAGAUAUAUUAUCCAGUACAGGUUCCCCCCCUCCCUCCCUCCCUCGCUUUAUGCGGUAGUUGGUGGUAGAUGCGUGUCAAAAAAGAUGUGGGCGCACAAUUCGAAACCGCACGAGGAGACAACUGCCUGCCGAGUCUCGAGCGCGCACAGUGCACACACACACACACAAUGUUGUCCCACGUCCUCCGAUUAGCUCAGUUGGCCACGUACGGUACGAAGGAAGUUCUACGUAUAGGGGCACAACGAUCUAUUUUCAACGGGGGUAUGCAAGCUACGACAUUCUCCCGACUCUUUUACUGAAAUAGCUACGGAUGUGUUUAACCCGUAUACAAUAAUACGUAGGCUAGAACUAUAUUAUUUUAGUUGCACCGUGCAUUGGGUUUAGAGGAAGACAGUUUCACCACAGUGACAGUAUUCAUCAAAAAAUACAUCUUGAAAGGUACAAUACUCACAAUUAACUUACCAUGCGUUUUGCUUUCAUGCCGGCUCCAUCGGUCUAGGAUUGUCUCAAAGGGGGUAGAUCGCACAACGUUAUGCUGCUAAAUUGAUAAGAUAGCCACGGAUAAGUUAAUUGUGCUUGGUCCAUAGUAGACCGCAGGUAAUUUUUAAUUAAUAGAUUUUUAAAAAAUCGUUUUGUGACCGACUGGGCCCCUAUGCGUCGCACAACGCUGCACAAUAACCUUAUUCAAUGCCAGGCAUUGAUUUUCGCCCAGAUCCUGUGCUAUUGUGUUGAACUUUAUGAAAAUAUAUUCCACAGUUUUGACAAUAUUACCAAGGCUGACCUGAGAAAUGUGUUUUAUUGUGGAAAGAGUGACAAUCUUAGCUGUGAUAGUAUAGAAAGUCUAGGUGGGAUAGCAUAGAUUACACUACAUAUAAAUGUAACGGUUUUAUUGCCUUCCUGCCAAAUUACCUGUCACAAUUGCUAUGAACGCUUUAACCAAACUCGGUUAUGUCCGAGGUUGUUGUACACGGCCUAUUUACAAGUGUGACAAUAUUAUUUUGGCACCCUUUUUGAUUUAUAUCAAAGCACAACGUACUUUAUAAAUGUUGUAUCCUGUUUGCAGUAAGUUCUGGCGUGGGUUUCGUGUAAAUAUUUUGUUGCUGUUGCUCGUGUUCGUUUGCACAUUCCGAUGCGUGUGUCACAUCCGGUAACUGCCAUCACUGCCGACGUCCUUGGUCUUGUGGUCUUCCUUGUACAAGAGCCGGUUUAGCUCGGUGGACCUUAGCAGCUGAAAUACAGUACCGAGUCUCAAUUUUAAAAUCGAUGGAGCGGCAGCCGAGGGAGGGGGGAACGCCUGUGGCGGUGCGUACCGCGGAGAUGGAGCGAUGGAAUCGGCACUUUGCGCAGACUUGCAGCUCGCUGCCAAGCUUGGCAAGUCGCUGCUCGAGAGGAACAAGGAGUUGGAGUGUUCCCUGCAGCAGCUGUACAUCACCAAUCAGGACCACGUGCUGGAGAUCGAGCACCUGACACGGCAGCUGGAGCUUCUGCGUGAAAAUGGCGAGCGACAUGCGCAGGUGUACGAGCACCUGGACGUGGCGUCACGUGACCUCGAGCUCGCCAACCGCCGGCUGCUGCUGGAGGGACGCAACUCGCAGCAGAGGAUAGCCGGGCUGUCGGAGCAUGUGGAGGGCCUGCAGGCGCAGGUGGUGGAGCUGCAGAAGCAGCUAGAGGAGCUGCGCAGGUCCGGCGAGGCGAGCGCGCGGCGCGAGAAGCGCGAGCGCCGGCGCACGGUGCACGGCGUGCCGGUGCUGCACGACAUACGGAGGUAUUUGGGAACGGACCGCGUGUCGGCCGAUAUCCUGGUGAGCGGCCAGGACGGCGGCGCUGACCAGCGGGAGAGCGAGGUGCAGUGCCUACAGCGCUCGGUCAAGUCUCUAAGCGCCAGCCUGGCUCGCGAGCGGGAGCGGUGCGGAAACCUGGAUCUGGAGCUCGCACUGGCGCUGGCGGAAAACUCCGACAUGGACCAGCGCCUCGCCGACCUGGAGCCCUGGCUGGAGCGCACCCAGGAGCUGGAGAAGGAGCUGCUGGAGAUGAGCCGGAUCCGGCUGUCCGAGGGCGAGCGCCUGCAGCGGCUGCUGGCGACGGCGGAACUUGCGGCCGAAUCUUUGCUGAACGGGGACCGUGGUGUGGGCGACAUGGAUAUCGCGAAGCUGCAGAGCCUGCUGGGACACCCCGAAGCCGACACGGGGUCCAGCGCCGGGAGCUGCCGGGAGCUGGGGGACAGCUGCGACGGGGACAAGACCGCAGCGCACCAUACCCAUGGCUCCGUGGAAGAGCCAGGUCCCACAGCCAGGGGUCCCGUGUCCAUCCUGAGCGAAGUGAGCGAGCAGUAUGCCGCCCUGCAGGCUCGCUACGAGGAUCUCCUGGCCAGGAUGCACGACCGGAGUGUGAACCUGCAGCACCGCGCCGUCCAGACCGGCUCCACCCACUCGGUCGGGCGGAGCAGAGAGAUCGCUGCCGCCGCCACCCAAGCAACCGCCGAAACCUCGGACGCCCCGGGAAGCUGGGUGGACAUCGGCACGGCGGCUGAUUGCGGUGCUUCACACGGUCCCGACGAACUCCCGGCAGGAGCCGGCAGCGCGGCAGCGCCGUGCGCCGAGCACAGCGCCACUCGCGCCCUCAAGCGCGAGGCCCGGAGUGACACGCCCGCCGGUCCUCGCAGACGCGCCGCGUCAAGCGAUGGCAGCCGGAGCGCGGGCGGCGGUGCCCGUGGGGAGCCGGGGGAGAGAAUGGCAGUGGCAAUGGUGGCGCAAUACGUCCAGAGGGCGGAGCGGGGCGAACAGCCCGAGUACAAGGCCCUGUUCCAAGAGAUUUUCAUGCACAUUCGGAAAACCAGGGAGGACAUUUGUGCUGCCAAGGCUUUGAGGGGCACUCCCAGGCCCCAGCACUCAUAACGCUGUCUCUGACUGCCCUACGGUUCCAGGCACCUACUAUGCUCUACAUUCAGGUGUAACUGAAGGUGGCACAUUGAUAGAUGCAGUGAAAGCUUGGAUAUGAGCACAGCCCUUGGGAGCAAGGCCAUGUGUGUUGAUAUCCGAAGUAGUGUGUUCGUUUUGCCCAUCCCCUCCCCCCCAACCAGUGCAACGUAAGCAUGUGUUGCUUAUAUGAAAACUGUGCUCAUAUUAGUUGUGGUUAUAUCCAGUUUAUACUGUAUUUCUAAGCAGUGAUGUAAGAAGGUAUCCCAACACUGAACAAUUAACACUGCAAAUUAUUCAUUUGGGAUUACACAUGGCAACCACUGCCCCGACUGCAAAAAUUUGGCAAGCCCCUCCUGGAAAAGAGGUGAAAAUUUAGUGAGGCCUUCCUUUGCAAACAAGCAUAAAAAUAAUACCCGGGCGGGCGGGUGAAUCUUCUACGUGCCGAACGAAAGCUCUGCAGCGUGGUUCUGUUGUAAGGCAGUGCUGCUGCUGAUGAUGGUGGUGACUUUAUAUUUUUGCUUUACACGUACUGCCCACACAGCCCCUGCUGUGUUGUGAACCAAAAUCAGUUGUCAUCAAGUUACUUAUUGUUAUUUUGACACCUAAAAGAGUGCGGUAAAGGUUUCCACCAAGUGUUGAAACCAACCAGGUCACUAAUUCAUUCAUAACGAAUGCAAAUGUCUAACUAAGCAGUAAUUUAUUUGUUUUAAUUUAUUGUGAAAUUAAAAUGCAGGUAUUUCUUGAGUUUGUAGAGAAAUGUUUAUCUGCAGAAUUGUAAUGAACAUGAACAGCAUCAGACCAUGCGUAGGAACAAACAAAUGCUACGUCGUGUGAAUGAAAAUGAAGCUGAAUUAUUUGAGGUUCUUUAAAAAUUAUUACUGUGUACACUGCCUAUAAACAUAAAUGUAUAAAA
This is a messenger RNA of Petromyzon marinus (sea lamprey), 5178 nucleotides long. RefSeq names its product cerebellar degeneration-related protein 2-like. Lineage: Eukaryota; Metazoa; Chordata; Hyperoartia; Petromyzontiformes; Petromyzontidae. The record is from RefSeq and is a predicted model, not a curated record.